CAGUUUCGAACGACACUAAAAAUAAUAAUGGUGGUCAAAUACUCGACUCCCUGCAAUGAAAUGAAACAGUAAACACAACAAAUUGCAAUUGGAAAAUCAAUGUAUCGUUAAUUGUGAUAGAGUCUUUUGGGUGCAUAUUCAUAGUUGCUCUCCUCUGAGCACGGAUUUUGUUUGGCAGUGGAACAAAAAUCGUCAAAGAUUGACUCCGUGUGGGGUUGGGCUUCGCCCCCUCUGCGAUUGCAGUUGGGGAACGCGCGCGGACCCAAAAGGAUGGGGGAGGGCGGGUCCCCCGGCGGGGUGGGCGGCGGCGGGGGCGGGGGCGGCGGCGGCGGCGGCGGGGGCGGGGCGCGGCUGUCACACACGUCGGAGAAGCACCCGCGCGCCAUCCUCGGCGAGCUGUCCGCGCUGCGCCGCCACAGGGAACUCUGCGACGUCGUCCUCAACGUCGCCAACAGGAAACUCUUCGCGCACAGGGUGAUAUUGUCAGCGUGCAGCCCGUACUUCCGCGCGAUGUUCACGGGCGAGCUGGCCGAGUCGCGCGCCACCGAGGUCACCAUCCGGGACGUGGACGAGCAGGCCAUGGAGCAGCUGGUCGAGUUUUGUUACACGGCGCACAUCGUCGUCGAGGAGAGCAACGUGCAGGCGCUACUGCCGGCGGCGUGCCUACUGCAGCUGCAGGAGAUACAGGACGUGUGCUGCGAGUUCCUCAAGCGGCAGCUCGACUGCUCCAACUGCCUGGGCAUCCGGGCCUUCGCAGACACACAUUCCUGCAGGGAACUCCUGCGGAUCGCUGAUAAGUUUACACAACAGAAUUUUCCUGAGGUGAUGGAAAGUGAGGAGUUCCUAUUGCUACCGGCGGCGCAGCUGAUCGACAUCGUGUCUUCAGACGAGCUGAACGUUCGCUCCGAGGAGCAGACCUUCCAGGCCGUCAUGUCCUGGGUCAAGUAUAAUGUCGCUGAACGGCGGCAGCAUCUCGCACAGGUGUUGCAACACGUACGCCUGCCUUUACUAAGUCCGAAGUUCCUGGUGGGCACGGUCUCGUCAGAGCUACUCAUCAGGUCUGACGACGCGUGCCGCGAUCUGCUAGACGAGGCCAAGAACUAUUUGCUGCUGCCUCAGGAGCGGCCACUUAUGCAGGGUCCAAGGACCAGGCCCAGGAAACCCACAAGACGAGGCGAGGUGUUGUUCGCGGUGGGCGGGUGGUGCUCGGGCGACGCGAUCGCCUCCGUGGAGCGGUUCGACCCGCAGACGGCCGAGUGGAAGAUGGUCGCGCCCAUGACCAAGCGGCGCUGCGGCGUCGGCGUCGCAGUCCUACACGACCUCCUCUACGCGGUCGGAGGACACGACGGACAGAGCUACCUCAACAGCAUCGAGCGAUACGACCCGCAGACCAACCAGUGGUGCGGCGCGGUGGCGCCGACGUCGUCGUGCCGCACGUCGGUGGGCGUGGCCGUGCUGGACGGCGCGCUGUACGCGGUGGGCGGGCAGGACGGCGUGCAGUGCCUCAACCACGUCGAGCGGUACGACCCCAAGGAGAACCGCUGGACCAAGGUGGCGGCGAUGACGACGCGGCGGCUGGGCGUGGCGGUGGCGGUGCUGGGCGGGCAGCUGUACGCGGUGGGCGGCUCCGACGGACAGGCGCCGCUCAGCUCCGUGGAGCGCUACGAGCCGCGCACCAACAAGUGGGCGCCCGUCGCGCCCAUGUCCACGCGCCGCAAGCACCUCGGCUGCGCGGUCUACGACGGACACAUCUACGCGGUGGGCGGCCGCGACGACUGCACCGAGCUCUCCUCGGCGGAGAGGUACGAGCCGAGCACGGACUCGUGGUCCCCGGUGGUGGCGAUGACGUCACGCCGCAGCGGCGUAGGACUCGCCGUCGUCAACGGACAGCUGUACGCCGUCGGAGGCUUCGACGGGACCGCCUACCUCAAGUCCAUAGAGGUGUAUGACCCGGAAUCGAACCAGUGGCGGCUAUGCGGCGCGAUGAACUACCGGCGCUUGGGCGGCGGCGUCGGCGUCAUGCGCGCGCCGCAUCAUGACAAUCACUAUAUAUGGAAUCGAAAAGACUCAGUGGUAUAAACCACACCCCCUGCCCCCCUCGCUGUAAAAUAUUCCCCCUCCACUCCUAUUGGUUAAGUCGUUACUCAUUUAUUUUAUUGUUAAUAAAAUAUAUUACUAAUUAA
Molecule: messenger RNA, 2183 nt
Organism: Achroia grisella
Lineage: Eukaryota; Metazoa; Arthropoda; Insecta; Lepidoptera; Pyralidae
Gene: dbo
Product: kelch-like protein diablo
Exons: 13
Coding region: 271-2079 (602 amino acids)
Molecular function (GO): protein binding
Source: RefSeq, a predicted model, not a curated record